AUGGCGCUGCGGGCAAAGGCCGGAAUGCGGGUGGCAGGGCCCUGGCUGUCCCUGCACAGGGCGCGCACCCUGGGCACCACAGCCGCUCCGGGCCCCAAGGCGGUGCUGCCCUUCGAAGCCAUGCCCCGCUGUCCCGGAAACAAGUGGCUGCGGCUGCUGCAGAUCUGGAAGGAGCAGGGCUCUGAGAACUUACAUCUGGACAUGCACCAGGCCUUCCAGGAGCUGGGGCCCAUUUUCAGGUAUGACGUGGGAGGGAGACACAUGGUGUUCGUGAUGCUGCCCGAGGACGUGGAGCGGCUGCAGCAGGUGGAGGGCUUUCACCCGCGGCGGAUGUGCCCGGAGCCCUGGCUGGCCUACCGACGGGACCGUGGGCUCAAAUGUGGCGUGUUCCUGCUAAACGGGCCGCAGUGGCGUCAGGACCGACUGCGGCUGAACCCCGAGGUGCUGUCGCUGCAGGCUGUGCAGAAGUACACGCCCUUGGUGGCCCAGGUGGCCAGGGACUUCUCCCGGGGCCUGCAGGCGAAGGCGGCGCAGAACGCCCGCAGGAGCCUGACCCUGGACAUCCGGCCCAGCGUCUUCCACUACACCAUCGAAGCCAGCAACUUGGUCCUGUACGGAGAGCGGCUGGGCCUGUUUGCCGAGCACCCGGACCCCCAUAGCCGGAGCUUCAUCCAGGCGCUGGAGGUCAUGUUCAAGUCCACCGUGCAGCUCCUGUUCCUGCCCCGGAGCCUGUCUCGCUGGGCGAGCGGCAGCGUGUGGAGGGCGCACUUUGAGGCCUGGGACUACAUCUUCCAGUACGCCAACAGAGCCAUCCAGAGAAUCUAUCAGGAGCUGGCCCUCGGCCACCCGUGGCGCUACAGCGGCAUCGUGGCGGAGCUGCUGACACGCGCAGACAUGACCCCGGAUGCCAUCAAGGCCAACUCCAUCGACCUCACUGCCGGGAGUGUGGACACGACGGCCAUCCCCGUGUUGAUGACUCUCUUCGAGCUGGCUCGGAACCCGGACGUGCAGGAGGCCCUGCGCCAGGAGAGCCUGGGGGCCGAGGCCAGGAUCUCAGGAGAUCCCCGGAGGGCCAUCACGGAGCUGCCCCUGCUGCGGGCGGCCCUCAAGGAGACCUUGAGGCUGUACCCCGUGGGUGUCUUCUUGGAGCGACACGUGAGCUCAGACAUGGUGCUGCAGAACUACCACAUCCCGGCCGGGACAUUGGUGCAGGUGGUACUGUACUCCUUGGGUCGAAACCCCGCCGUGUUUGCCAGGCCCGAGCGCUAUGAUCCCCAGCGCUGGCUGGACAACCGGGCCGCUGGCACCAGGUUCCCACACCUGGCCUUCGGCUUUGGCGUGCGCCAGUGCCUGGGGCGGCGCGUGGCAGAAGUGGAGAUGCUGCUUCUGCUGCACCAUGUGCUGAAGCACUUCCUGGUGGAGACACCUGUGCAAGAGGACCUAAAGAUGAUCUACCGCUUCAUAUUGGUGCCCUCCACCCUCCCCCUCCUCACCUUCCGGGCCUUCAACUAGUCACGUCGCCAUCUGUCGGCCACUCACGCCACGAGCGCCCCUCUGCCUGACCCCAGGCCACCCCUCCUUUCUCCCAUGGGCCCUGCUUCCUGAGCCACACCACUGCCCAGGCAGCACGUUGCACAGAUGGAACAGCCCAGCCCUCCGAGGGUCAGGGCUUGCCAGCCUGUGCAGCAAGGCCAGGGCAGAGCUGGAUGAAGCUUGGCGGCAGGACCUGGCCGUGCGCCCAGUCCCACCAGGGCCCUGUCCAGCAAGGAGCAGCAUCCGAGGGCCUUUGAGCCCCUGCGGCCCCAGCACAGCUCCGGGCUCCUCGGGUGUCCAUCCAAGCAAGCAAGGGGCCUCAGAGCCCGCCCUUUGCCUCCCUGUUCAGUCUCUAUGCCCUCUCUGCUAAACUCGACCCCACGCAAGAGCUGACCACUUGGGCGUCCCCUUUCCUGCUCGUUGCCGUUUCAGAUGCCGUCCCCUUUGUCUGCA
Molecule: messenger RNA, 1986 nt
Organism: Hippopotamus amphibius kiboko
Lineage: Eukaryota; Metazoa; Chordata; Mammalia; Artiodactyla; Hippopotamidae
Product: cytochrome P450 11B1, mitochondrial-like
Exons: 9
Coding region: 1-1512 (503 amino acids)
Biological process (GO): cholesterol metabolic process; aldosterone biosynthetic process; cellular response to peptide hormone stimulus
Cellular component (GO): mitochondrion; mitochondrial inner membrane
Molecular function (GO): heme binding; iron ion binding; steroid 11-beta-monooxygenase activity
Source: RefSeq, a predicted model, not a curated record